UCCUGGUUUGGUCCACACCGCUGAAGAUUCGGACUCAAAAAUCCUUAAAAAAUGACGACUAGGAUUCUAAUACUACAACUGCUGGUGCUUGUGGCCGUGACUGCCUCCCAUGGAAGGCAGAGGUCACAGUUCACUCGGUUUCGCUCCUGGAACACUCGGAUGUACCCAGCCUGGAAAGAGGGAGACCCCAGGUUCAGAAACUGCUGGAAAGGCGGUAAUGUGACGUUUGAGCUGAAGAAUGAUGCCCCGACUCUGAGCGGAGCCAAAGCCACUUUCAACAUCAACUUAAACUUUCCCUCAAACCAAACUGUGCUCUCCAACGGGACAGUGGUGUGGGCACAGAACUGCACUGUGGAUGGGCAGCAGUACCAGGCAGGGCAGCCCGUGUACCCAGACACUCAGGGCACAGCCAUGUUCCCCGACGGGACCCCCAUCAGAGCCCAGAGACGCCCUCAGAAAUACGUCUAUGUGUGGAAGACAUGGGGUCGUUUCUGGCAGGUAGCAGACGGGCCCUCCUCAUCCCUCUCCAUCGGGACAGAGAACAUUCCUAUGGGCUCCUACGACAUGGAGCUGGUGAUCUACCACCAGAGAGGAAAGUCCAACUUCAUCCCCCUGGGCUACGCCUCCUCCAGGUUCACCAUCACCGACCAGGUCCCCUUCACCAUCUCCAUGAGCCAAGUGAACGACUUGAACGUAGAGGACCAGAGCUUCAUCCAGAACCGCGCGGUGGCCUUCAGCGUGAACCUGCACGACCCAAGCCAGUACCUGAGCGCCGCAGACCUCAGCUUCACCUGGGACUUUGGGGACAACACAGGGACUCUGAUCUCCAGGGACCGCACGGUGACGCACACCUAUCAGACUGUGGGCUCCUUUAAACCACAGGUCAUCCUCAUGGCCAGCAUCCCCACCUGCGGAAACCCUACUGCUGUGGUGCCAGUGGAGUCGUCUGCCGCACCUGCUGUGGUGGUGGUGAGUCCAGCGGCUGUCCCUGAUGCUGAAGCUCCAGCCGUGGACACUGCAGUGGUUACUGACGCCGACACUACGGUAGAGACUGGAGAUGAUGCUACUGCCGAUGCUACCGCCGAUGCUACCGCCGAUGCUACCGCCGAUGCUACUGCCGAAGCUACUGCUGAUGCUACUGCUGAUGCUACUGCUGAUGCUACUGCUGAUGCUACCAUUGAUACUACUGCUGAUGCUACCAUUGAUGCUGCUGCCGAUGCUACCGCCGAUGCUACUGCUGAUACUACCAUUGAUGCUGCUGCUGAUGCUAAUGCUAACACUGAUGCUACAGCUGAUGCUACAGCCGAUGCUACUGGUGAUGCUACCGCUGUUGAGGCUGCAGCGGCUGACGCCAUUGAUGCUGCGGCUGAGGCUGUUCCCGCCGACACUGAGGCUGCAGAAGCUGAUGCUGACACUGAGGAGGCUGCUGCUGUAGAAACCGUGGUCACUGAAGACGCCGCUGCUGCAGAAGAGACCGUCGACACAGCUGAGGCCACAGAGGGUGAAGUUGCCACUGCUGAGGAGGCUGCCCCUGAAGCUGCUGUAGAAGAUGCCACUGCAGCUGUCGCCACAGAGGAGACAGUUGAUGAGGCCGCACCUAUCGCAGAGGAAGCACCUGUCACCGAGGCCACACCUGUCCUAGAAGAUGCACCUGUUGAGGCUGAAGCUGCUGAGGUGGAGACUGUGACCGAGGGAGCUGUUGUUGUGGAGACGGAGGCGGCUGCAGACAACACUGUGGCUGCUGCUGCCACAGUCGCCCCAGAGACAGCUCCAGAGGCUCCUCUAGAGGGGGAGGUGGUGGCUGAGGUAGCGGAGACUGAAAAUGUGGUAGCAGCAACCGUGGCUGCUGCAGAAGCUGAGGCAGAGCUCCCCCUGGUGAUCGCUAAACGUCAGGCACCUGAGCUCACCGCAGACUGUACUGUUUAUCGCUACGGCUCCCUCGCCACCUCCGUCCAAGUCGUCCAGGGCAUUGAGAGCGUGGAGAUCGUGCAGGUGUCUAAUGUCAUGUCUUUGGCCACAGCGCUGGACCAGAAUGCUGUGGAUGUUACCGUUUCAUGUCAGGGGAGUCUUCCCAGUGAGGUGUGCACUGUGGUGUCAGAUGCAGAUUGUGUAACUCCUGUCCAGACGUUGUGCUCUGUCGCGGUGCCGACUCCAGACUGUCAGCUCGUCCUCAGGCAGUUCUUCAACGACACUGGAAUCUUCUGCCUCAAUGUGUCUCUCACCAACGACGUUAGCUUAGCCGUGACCAGCGCACGCGUCAACGUCAACAUGGCAACCACAGGGUCUCCAGCUGGGACUGCAGCCACAGUCCUGGGAGUGAUGGUCCUGGCCUGUGUGGUCUGCUGUGUCGGACUCAUGUACAGGCGCCUAAAACAGUACCAGCCCCUUGUGGAGGAGUCCGGCUCGGGUUCGGUCCGGACCUCGGUGCCUAUGUUACUGUGGAACCUUCUGACUCGCCAAAGUCCAGGAGAGAGCCGCCCCCUGCUCCACGGACGCAUUGUUUAAACAUCACCAAAACGUUCACCUUUCUGUACACGAAUCUGUAUCAAAAGUACUUCCUUUUUACUUUAGGGUGGGUGACAUGACAAAAAGAUAUUGAUACUUUGCAGUACAUCACACUGGGGGGUCAGUCUACUGUAUGUAUAUCUAUCUAUGUUGGAAUGUUCAGCAGUUGCCAUGGUUACACAAUGCACAUAUUAGCAAACACUGCGUGAUAAGUUUUUAGAUUGUCUGAAAACCCAAGAA
Molecule: messenger RNA, 2745 nt
Organism: Periophthalmus magnuspinnatus
Lineage: Eukaryota; Metazoa; Chordata; Actinopteri; Gobiiformes; Gobiidae
Gene: pmela
Product: premelanosome protein a
Exons: 15
Coding region: 52-2505 (817 amino acids)
Biological process (GO): melanosome organization
Cellular component (GO): melanosome
Source: RefSeq, a predicted model, not a curated record